ACGCGACGCCUGACCUCGAGCUUAAAUAAACCAGGGGCAGAGAAGGUGCAAGCUGUUCACUUUCUGCGCCCUUUGCUCUGUGACAGCCGUCUCUUGCAAAGCUCUUUCCUGCAUACAGCCGAGAAGCUUGCGGGCUAUCCGCGAUGAGCGCCGGGGUACUGAAUCUGCGGGAAAUACUGAAGGUCCUGACCAAAGGUCCUGGUUUUGAUAGAGUUUUAGAAAAGGUGACUCUUGUCUCUGCUGCUCCUGAGAAAUUAAUUUGUGAAAUGAAAGUAGAAGAGGAGCAUGCUAACAAACAUGGCACUCUUCACGGUGGUUUGACAGCCACCUUAGUAGACAACAUAUCAACAAUGGCUCUGGUGUGCACAGAAAGGGGAGUACCUGGAGUCAGCGUUGACAUGAACAUCACGUACAUGUCACCUGCUAAAAUAGGAGAAGAAAUAGUGAUUACAACACGUAUUCUGAAGCAAGGAAAAACACUUGCGUUUGCCUCUGUGGAUCUGACCAACAAGGCCACAGGAAAAUUAAUAGCACAAGGUAGACACACCAAACACCUGGGAAACUGAGGAACAGCAGAAUGACCUAAAGAAACCCAACAGUGAACAUAAUGUGUAAAUUUGGAGCUUCCAAAAUAAACUAGUGGAACCAGUAGCAGCUAAGAAGUAUUUUCUUUGGGGAAAAGGACCUAGAAGACAAGUAGGGUAGAGUGAAGGGGAGUGUCUGUUCAUUUCAAGGAUUUCAUUUUACUUUUAAAUCAUAUGCGUAAGUGAUGAAAACUUGUGUUUUGAAAAGUAAAGCAAAGAAGCUAGCAGGACUACUCUAAAGAUUACUAAAGCCCAGUAUUACACUAAAGGAGAAAUAAACAGUAAUAGAUACCUUAAUCUGACUGGGUAACAUAUACAACAAAUUUUUUACAGCUCUGGAAGCUGCGAAUUCCAAGGUCAAGGUUCCAGCACAUUGUCCUAGUGGAGACAUGCUUGUGUGUGGAUGGCACCUUUUCGCUGCAUCCUCACAUGACAGAAAGAGCAAAGGGAUGUUCUCUGGGGUCUCUUACAGGCACUAAUAAAAGGACCUCCCAAAGAUUCCACCUUCUAAAACCACCUUAGGGCUUAAGAUUUUAUAGGAUUAUGAACAUUUAGAUUAUAGCAAUGGCCAAUCCUUAGUGAGUUUUAGGUCCUUUCCAGCUUUAAAAUACCAUGCCAUAUUUCCAUUUCCUUUCUAUAUUAUGGAACUUCAAAAUAGAUGAAGUAAUGCCCAUAUUGGAAAAUUACCAUAGAUAUUUCCUAAGUUUGAAGCAAAGCAUAUUAGUGACCUAACUGGUCCAAACACUUUGGUAAUUUAUUGUAGGUCUGGCUUGGCACCUUUUGUAUUAAAGAGGGAAUAAAAGCAUCUAUAAAAGCACAUUUGAAUCACCCAGUCUACUGUAUUGAAGAUCAAGUUCACAAAUUACUUCAUUUCUCAGUUCUGUGGAUUAUAGAACCCUUACUAAAUUUUACUUCUACAUCAUUCUUAGUGUACAUUUCAUGACUAAAGAUUGAAAAGGAAGGAGUUUUAAAAUUGCUAACAGUCUAGUUAAGAUGGCUCAAGCCUUUGCUCAGGAGGCAAAGAUCAGGAAGAUCACGGUUCUAAGCCUACCCUAUCUUGAAAAAACUCAUCACCAAAAAAGGCUGGUGGAAUGGCCCAAGGUGUAGGCCAAGUUCAAACCUCAGUAUGGAUAGCAAACAAAAAGAUGCAGGCUAAUCUGUUUAAAGGGCAGCAGAAGAUUCCCUGUAGCAGUGAGCAUAUAGGAGACCCAGAUCUUGAUUUCUAUUAUUUCCCACUAGAUUGAACCUAUGUUCCUUAGAGAACAGCUGAUUCCAGGGCUGGAGGCUGACACAGGAGUUACAUCUUACUGUUCAAAGUAAGGAAGUGUUUUCCAGGUAUCUAGUAAAAGUAUGUAGUGCAGAAAUAGAACACUUUGACCAGCAACCAAAAUUAACAGCAUUAAGGGACAGAUGGACAAUGCUUCUUUCUAGAUGAUAACUUGAGAAGGGCAUAAACUCAAUUUAUCCAUAAAUUCAACUCGAAUGCAAAAUGAGCAAGUUUUUGUUGGCCUGUAAUCCAAAAAUGUCAAGAUCAUUAAACACAAAGGCUAAGGAAUUAUUCUAGACCAGAGAACAGUAGGGACAAGUCAACUAUCAGGGGGAUUAAAAGUAAGAAUAUUGAGAUAGUUAACAAAACUAGAAUAUGGAUGGUUAAGUAUAUCAAUGUUAUAUUCCCUGAGCUUGACAACUACUGGACAUCUUUUCCAGCAAACAAAGUAUCACUGUAUUAAGGGAUGAAGAAUCAUAAUGUAUGCAACAAACUCAAACGGUCAUAUGGUUAAGAACCUGGGCUCUAGAGCAAGAAAGCCUAAUUUAAAUCUUCCACUACUGACAUGAAGUUGGGCAAGUAACUCAACCCCUGCCAUCUAUUGCUACUUAGGAUUGAUAUACAAAGAAAACAGCUCAGAAUAGUAUCAGACCAUAAGAAACAUUCAAAGUGUUGUUUCAAAUAGUUUCUAUUAUGUGAAAACACAUUUCCAAAUUAAGAGUGGUAUUUUUUUUUUGGAGGGGGGCCAUGAAGCAAGAGGUUAAGGGUAGGCUGCUAACUAUUGAAAGGUAACCAAGUGUCUGAUUUCUACUCUUGCUGAAGUUACAAACUCAACUGC
Molecule: messenger RNA, 2689 nt
Organism: Castor canadensis (American beaver)
Lineage: Eukaryota; Metazoa; Chordata; Mammalia; Rodentia; Castoridae
Gene: Acot13
Product: acyl-CoA thioesterase 13
Molecular function (GO): fatty acyl-CoA hydrolase activity
Source: RefSeq, a predicted model, not a curated record